AUGUUAGAUGUAAUAAUGAAAAUUAACAUAAAUAGAAAAAAGACCAAGGCAAGUUCUAAAAUUUUCUACUUUAAUUGAAGGCUUUAAUUGAUUCUUUUUUGGCUCCCAGCCCAGAACCAGAGGAACAACCAAAAGCAUAGGUCACGAAAGCAAAAAAAUAAAAAAAAAAACAAAAGGAUCCUCUUGCUCCCAAAAUGCCAAAAUCAGCCUUCAUUUUCUACUUUUNA
This is a messenger RNA of Paramecium octaurelia, 227 nucleotides long. NCBI's taxonomy places the organism in Eukaryota, Ciliophora, Oligohymenophorea, Peniculida, Parameciidae. The record is from the annotation of a GenBank genome assembly.